AUGAAGUUCGCAUCCGUCGCCGCCUCCGUGUCCGCCCUCUGCGGCGUGGCCUCUGCCGCCGUCAAGGGCUUUGACAUUUCCCACUAUCAGCCCAACGUCGACUUUGCCAAGGCCUAUGCCGAUGGCGCCCGCUUCGUGAUGAUCAAGGCCACGGAGGGCACCACGUACACGGACCCCAGCUUCAGCUCGCACUACACGGGCGCCACCAAGGCGGGCUUCAUCCGCGGCGGCUACCACUUUGCCCGCCCGGCGUCCUCGUCCGGUGCCGCGCAGGCCAAGUACUUUAUCGCGCACGGCGGCGGCUGGUCCAAGGACGGCAUCACGCUGCCUGGCAUGCUCGACAUGGAGUACCAGUCGUCGAGCAGCGCGUGCGGCGGGCUCUCACAGAGCGCCAUGGUCAGCUGGAUCAACGACUUUGUCAACACGUACCACGCCGCCACGGGCGUCUACCCGCUCAUCUACACCUCGACCAGCUGGUGGACGCAGUGCACGGGCAACAGCGCCGCCUUUGGCAGCAAGUGCCCUCUCGUCGUCGCGCGCUAUGCUAGCUCCGUCGGCACGCUCCCUGCUGGCUGGGGCUUCUACACCUUCUGGCAGUACUCGGACGCGGCGCCCUGGGGUGGUGAUGCGGAUACCUUUAACGGCGACAUUACUGCUCUCAAGAAGAUUGCCAACGCCGGUUAA
Messenger RNA from Purpureocillium lilacinum, 684 nucleotides. RefSeq lists its product as uncharacterized. Gene Ontology annotation, molecular function: lysozyme activity. Lineage: Eukaryota; Fungi; Ascomycota; Sordariomycetes; Hypocreales; Ophiocordycipitaceae. Gene Ontology annotation, biological process: carbohydrate catabolic process; peptidoglycan catabolic process; cell wall macromolecule catabolic process. The record is from RefSeq and is a predicted model, not a curated record.